Messenger RNA from Melampsora larici-populina 98AG31, 603 nucleotides. RefSeq lists its product as uncharacterized. Lineage: Eukaryota; Fungi; Basidiomycota; Pucciniomycetes; Pucciniales; Melampsoraceae. The record is from RefSeq and is a predicted model, not a curated record. The transcript has 5 exons. Bases 1 to 603 code for a protein of 200 amino acids.
AUGGAAAUGAGACUCGACGCCAAAAUGCAGUUCAGUUUUCUCAACUCAGGUGAAACUGAAGACGGCAGAAAAGAGAUUUUAUCAGGCAUCUCAGACCCUCCAAACCCUGGAAACUCAAGAUCCCAGCUUCACGUAUGGCUAUUUUUCAGAUCAGUGGAAGCGACAGAGGGAGGUCCAGCUGGCUGCAAUGGAAGAACGUGGCAUACAACAGAAGCUAGAGGAACAUCUGGUGAAGCUUCUCGACCUGGAACAGCAGGUGAAAGAUGCACACUUUCACGUCUUUGGAGGAAGCGCAGAGGAAAUCGGACCGAAGCCGAGAUGGACAAAUUUCUAACAUUGCCGUCUUCAAUUGUCGCACUCGAAAAGGCAGUGGCUGAUAUCACUUUGGAGUUGGGAACACCUGAGUUCAAUCGCCUUCGGGAGGCUACUGGUGCAAAAGCGGAGGCACUGAUACGCGUGCGGUUGGCAAAGAUGAAGCUAUAUGAGGCUAAGGUGGGAAUAGUAGAAGCCCAAAAAAAGUGGGAUAAGGGUGGUCAAGGCAAAUGUGUUCAGUUUACAAUUGAAAAAAUUGAACUAAAGCGCAGCAAGGUCUUAAAACUCUAA